Messenger RNA from Camelina sativa (false flax), 623 nucleotides. The record is from RefSeq and is a predicted model, not a curated record. NCBI's taxonomy places the organism in Eukaryota, Viridiplantae, Streptophyta, Magnoliopsida, Brassicales, Brassicaceae.
UGAGGACACCAAGGUUAAAGGGAAAGCUGCAAUUGACGUGGUCUGCAACCCAUUAGGAAAAUCAGGAGGAGCUCUAAUCCAGCAGUUCAUGAUCUUAUCCUUUGGAUCACUAGCGAAUUCAACGCCAUAUCUAGGAAUGAUCUUGUUGGUUAUAGUGACUGCAUGGUUAGCUGCAGCGAAGUCGCUGGAGGGACAGUUCAACAGCUUGCGGUCAGAAGAAGAGCUUGAGAAGGAAAUGGAGAGAGCUUCAUCAGUGAAGAUCCCUGUUGUGUCUCAAGACGAAAGCGAGAAUGGUUCCCUAGGAGAAUCUCCAAGCAGUUCGCCAGAGGAGUCAGCUCCCACCAACAUGUAGAAAGGGUUUCUUUUGAUAUUGGUUUUGUUGGGGGAAGGUAAUUAGGGGAAAAGGAAAGAAGGAUGAAUCAAAAAAAUAAAGAUCUUGAGAGUGAGAAAGAUCAAUCUCUCAAACAAUCAUGGCCCUUUUUGCACCACUGUCUUUAGUCUUGUUAGCUUAUUUGAACAUUCUUUUCAGUUCAAUGUGGUAUUACGUUCACACUGAUAAACCUGUGUCUGUGUGUAUUGAUUAAGUAACAUGACUUUAAUAUGAAUAAGUUUAGAUUUUAGUU